Penicillium cinerascens is the source of this 933-nucleotide messenger RNA. RefSeq lists its product as uncharacterized. The record is from RefSeq and is a predicted model, not a curated record. The coding region runs from base 1 to 933 and encodes 310 amino acids. NCBI's taxonomy places the organism in Eukaryota, Fungi, Ascomycota, Eurotiomycetes, Eurotiales, Aspergillaceae. The transcript has a single exon.
AUGACUUCCGACGCCCUUGCUUCAUCCCCGCCAACUCGCGAUCCAGCUGAAAUCAACAAGUCAGUGACCGAACAGGAUGAUAACUCUUUCUACUAUCACCCUUUAUGGUCGGAGCGAUGGUCACACCCCGAGUUCGUAGGCCACUACUCGAACAAUUGGCUCAAAGCUCCCUGGUUUAAACAACCUAAGCGUCGCACAACAAGUUUUCUGUACCCCUCGGUGGACUCUAAGUUCCCCUGGGGCUACAUUAUAUACCGAACAGUCUACACUGCCGAAUCAGAUGAGCUAUGGCCUAUUGCUAUAGAGAAACUGGCCAAAGUCAUGAAUUACUCUAUUGACUCUGGGCUUUACGCUAUAAUCAAACAUAAGAAACCUGGAGAUCCAGAGCCAGAUGGAGACGCAGAGCGACUGGUGAAGGAAGCGCAUAAGGACGUUAUUUUCUCAGACAAACAGUUCUGGGAUGGAGCAAGUAUCGAGCAAGUUCGCCAACAUUUUUCUGAAUACCUUCGUGCAAGCAAAGGCCUAUGCACCGGUCGAUUCGAAGGCUGCCUUCUCAUUGAUGAGCGGUCACUGAAGUCAAUCGUUGCCAGUCCCGACCCCCAGUCCUGGCUCGAGGAGACAAGGCCUAAAAAGCCUAGCCAACCUUGGGGAUUUGUUGGUAUGAUCGAUGGGCGGUAUCCUGAGAAUCGGUAUAAGCCGCACUAUACCGGCUAUAUGCGGGUGGAUAUUCUUUCCUUGUGGAACCUAUAUAUUGAGUUCAAAUUUAGAUAUAUGCAGGAGCUCUGCCCCCUUGUUCCUGAUGGAUUGAUUCCGGUUUAUGACAGUGGAACCGGGAAAGCGCAAGACGAGGAUGGAAAUGUUUUCCCAACUUUAGUCGGCCGAUUCGACUGUUUUGAUGAAUUAUCGCUAGCUAACACUAAGAAUAUAUGCUAG